Molecule: messenger RNA, 960 nt
Organism: Centruroides sculpturatus (bark scorpion)
Lineage: Eukaryota; Metazoa; Arthropoda; Arachnida; Scorpiones; Buthidae
Product: putative ammonium transporter 3
Exons: 7
Coding region: 1-960 (319 amino acids)
Biological process (GO): ammonium transmembrane transport; ammonium homeostasis
Cellular component (GO): membrane
Molecular function (GO): ammonium channel activity
Source: RefSeq, a predicted model, not a curated record
AUGCUAGGUUUUGGUUUAUUGGAAUCUGGAGCCGUCUCAAAAAAGAACGAAGUGAAUAUUCUAUCAAAAAAUGCAGUAGACGUUAUUCUUGGAGGUUUGUCUUAUUGGGUUUUCGGUUAUGGUUUGCAAUAUGGUAAAGAACCUGGCACAACGAUUUUCUGUGGUGUCGGCUACUUUUUACUGGAUUCAUCGCCAGAUGAAAUGGGUAUUAUUUUUGCAACUUUUAUUUUCCAGUUAUCUUUUGCAACCACAGCUACUACUAUAGUAUCGGGUGCAAUGGCCGAAAGAGCAAAUUUCAACGCUUAUUGUAUAUUUUCUUUUGUCAAUACCGUUGUCUACUGCAUACCAGCUGGUUGGAUUUGGGGAGAUCAUGGAUAUUUGAAACAUUUGGGUGCAUUAGACUUUGCGGGUUCUUCAGCAGUGCAUUUAGUUGGUGGUGCUUCUGCUUUAGUUGCAUGUUUGCUCUUAAAACCCCGAUUACGAAAGAUUGAAGCUAUGGGAGCUUCUUUACCGAUGGGAAAUUCUGGUAACGCAGUUGUAGGAACUUUCACUUUAUGGUGGGGUUGGUUAAUGUUUAACUGCGGAAGCACUUUUGGAAUUUCAAAUAAUAAAUGGCAUUAUGCAGGAAGAGCUGCUAUUAACACUAUGAAUGCAUCAUUAGGAGGAGGAAUCGCUGCCAUUUUCUAUACAUAUUGGAAAAAUAAGCAAUACAACGUCAGUGAUAUUUUGAACGGUAUCCUUGCUGCUCUCGUGGGAGUAACAGCUGGGUCAGCUUUUUUGGGAUCUGCUUCUUCAGUAUUAGUAGGAGCAGUUGGAGCAAUUUUAUCUUGUUAUACAACUCCAAUGUUUGAAAAAUUUGNUAUCGCCCAGAAAAUUAAUGGAAUAUGUGAAAUAUGUGGAAAUGUAGAAGACAUGAGGAGUGCUAUCACCAAAACUACUUAUCUAUUCAUUUCUUGUUGA